Messenger RNA from Exophiala bonariae, 2379 nucleotides. RefSeq lists its product as uncharacterized. The record is from RefSeq and is a predicted model, not a curated record. Gene Ontology annotation, molecular function: alpha-L-fucosidase activity. Gene Ontology annotation, biological process: carbohydrate metabolic process. The coding region runs from base 1 to 2379 and encodes 792 amino acids. Lineage: Eukaryota; Fungi; Ascomycota; Eurotiomycetes; Chaetothyriales; Herpotrichiellaceae. The transcript is spliced from 5 exons.
AUGACGGAUGGAUACCCACUAGGGAAUGGGAGACUUGGGGCUAUCUCACCAGGCACUGUGCUACGUGAUCAUAUAGUCCUGAACGAGGACUCAUUCUGGUCAGGAGCACUACUUCGUCGAGUGAAUCCGGAUGCUUUGCAGAGUGUGGCCACAAUGCGAGAACAAGUCAAGCAGGGUUUUAUUCAGCAAGCGCAGGAUCUCGGAGGCUUGGGAUAUGCAUCGACACCCGUUUCGACUCGACAUUACGAGCCUCUCGGUUAUAUCAAUUUGUCUCAGAAUGUUACAGGUAAUAUCACCGAGUAUGAAAGAUGGCUUGAUCUGGCUGAUGCAACUGCUGGGGUUUACUUUGUCAACAAAAACAUUUCUUACCAGCGUGAAUACUUGGCGAGCAAUCCGGCAGAUAUCAUUGCAAUACGCCUAAAUGCUAGCGAGCCUGGUUCAAUCAAUUUCAGAAUUCACUUUGGUCGAGACGAAUCUUCGCUCAAUCGCUGGCAGGACUUCUCAGAGCCGAUAAAUGGAGACACAAUUAUCUUCGGUGCGACGAGUGGAGCGAAAGAUCCGAUAAGCCAUACCGCAGGUGCCAGGGUUGUGGCAAAAGGAGGAAAGGUCUCCACGAUCGGAGACUACGUUAUCUGUCAAGGCGCAGACGAGGCUGUCGUUUACUUCACCGCUUACACCACCUAUCGCACGCAGGACACUCGCAGCGCUGUGCUGAAUGAUCUUGCCGCAUUCACACCAGACUCGUACAACGACAUUCGUAUUGAACAUGUUGCGGACUACCAGGAAUACUAUGAUCGUUUUAAAUUGGAUCUUGGCUCUUCAUCAGACAACCAGUCGUCAUUGUCUACAGUUGAGAGGAUGAGUACCAUCAGGCCCGAUAAGUUCGACCCUGAAUUGGCUGUAUUAUACUUCCAAUAUGGGAGAUAUCUGUUGAUCGCAAGCUCGCGUGAGGGAACUCUACCACCAAAUCUCCAAGGGAUAUGGAGUGAAGAAUUUAAUCCAAUGUGGGGUGCUAAAUACACCAUCAACAUUAAUCUGCAAAUGAACUACUGGCCCAGCUUGACGACAGGCCUGCAAGAUCUCGUCGGUCCGUUGAAUGAUUUGAUAAAACUCAUGACUACUGAAGGAAUGUAUGUUGCAAAAGAAAUGUACAAUUGCUCAGGUACUGUCUCCCACCACAAUGUCGAUCUAUGGGGAGAUUCUGCUCCCCAAGACAAUUACCAAUCAUCGACAUUCUGGCCUAUGGGGGCUACAUGGCUCGUCACGCAUGUGAUUGAGCACUAUCGAUUCACAGGUGACAAGGCGUUGUUAAGUGAGAUGUACCCAAUUCUCAAGUUGAACGCAGAGUUUGCGCUCGAUUUCUUGACACCUUGGAACGAAUACAUGGUCACCAAUCCCUCGCUCUCUCCCGAGAACAUAUACUACGCCCCUAAUGCUACCAAGCAGCAAGUGGCCAUAACAGCAGGGCCAACGAUUGACAACACACUAUUAUGGGAGUUGUUCGGCUUCAUUCUCGAAGCACAAGUAGAGCUGGGGAUCACCAAUGAGACUGAUUUUGCAAGUCGAGUAAGGGCCAUGCGCGGGAAGCUGCCACCGUUGAGAUUGAAUCAAUAUGAUGGCAUUGCCGAAUGGCCUGAGGAUUUUGAGGAGACUAAAUUCGUCAAGGCUUUACCCGGCAAUGGCCACAUGUCGCAUUUGGUCGGUCUCUAUCCAGUCCCACAGAUUACCGCAUCCAAUGCUACCACGUUUGAUGCGGCAUUGACAAGCUUAAAACACCGACUUGAUAACGGUGGAGGCAGCUGUGGUUGGCCUCGUGCCUGGACGGUCGCUCUCGCUGCAAGAACCUACUCAACUGAUAUCGUGCAUGACUAUUUCGUGGAUCAACUCUGGAACUGCACAUUCAAUACGUCUUUGCUCAACCAAGGAUAUCCAGCAUCAUUCCAGAUCGAUGGCAACUUUGGCACAACGGCUGGCGUCGUGGAGGCGUUACUCCAGAGCCAUGAGAGCGUCUCGACCGUAAAUAGUACGGCAGAUGGGUUGGCCGCCGCCUAUACUGGUGACGUCGACAAGGUAGUCUUGAUCAGACUGUUACCUGCCCUCCCAAAAGCCUGGGGAGCCAAUGGAGGUGGGUCAGUCUCUGGACUCAUCGCCCGAGGGGGAUUCGAGAUUGACAUUAGCUGGUCAAACAAUAGUGAGCUGGUUGCAGCCAGAAUCACCUCAAAGCUGGGGCAGGAGGCAUAUGUGACAUUGGGCCAGGGUACAAUUGGUAGCCUCGACAGCAAGAACGGCACAUCCAUCAAGAUCAAUGAUUUCGAGGCUGGGAAAUUUGUACACUUGAAUUCUACAAAAGGCAUAACGUACAAUGUCACCGUUGCUUAG